Messenger RNA from Dicrocoelium dendriticum, 558 nucleotides. The record is from the annotation of a GenBank genome assembly. Lineage: Eukaryota; Metazoa; Platyhelminthes; Trematoda; Plagiorchiida; Dicrocoeliidae.
AUGUCUCACUCCAUAUCUACAAGCGAAAUUCACAUUUCACCUAUCACUAAUCCAACUCCAACCAAAGACGAAUCAAAAUCUUUUACAGGUCACCCUAACUAUGGCGACAAUGGAGGCCAGCCUGGUACUGAGAACAUCGACGUAUGCUACAUUCCGCCGCUGCAGCUGAAACCUUGCACUGAGGGGUGCAAAGCGAGUCAAGUGCGCUGCAUGAGUGAAUGUAAUGUGCAUGCGGAUGAGUGUGGAAUACCCUAUACGGUGAAAUGUUCAUCUGGAUGUACGAACGGCCUUGGUUAUUGCAUGGACUACGAUAGCCGACAGCAAGAAUUGCCCCCCGUCAAAUGGAAUAAAGCCCAUUCAUCCAAGCACAUGGUUUAUACGCCGGUUUACGUAAUUAUGACUACACAAAUUGCGCAAAUCAAUGUCAAUCUUCAAUUGUACAUCACACUGAAGCUGACACAAGCUAGCCAGUGGGAAGCUGUUGGUCCUUUUACAAUUGUAGCACCAUAUCAUAAGAAAAUCAGUGGUCCGCUUGUGAUCAUGGCCGAUGAAGCGUAG